This is a messenger RNA of Sinocyclocheilus rhinocerous, 2947 nucleotides long. RefSeq lists its product as uncharacterized. The annotation marks the transcript as partial. Lineage: Eukaryota; Metazoa; Chordata; Actinopteri; Cypriniformes; Cyprinidae. The transcript has 8 exons. The record is from RefSeq and is a predicted model, not a curated record.
ACAUCUGAAUCAACAACAACUACUGAACCAACAUCUCCAACAACUACAGAAACAUCUGCAUCUGAAUCAACAACAACUACAUCUCACUUACCAACCACUGAAUCAACAACACCGCCAUCUACACCUCAAUCAAUAACAUCUACAUCUGAAUCAACAACAAUCCCUGCACCAACGUCUACAUCAACAUCUACAGCUUUAUCAGCAACAAUCCCUGCACUAACAUCUACAUCAGCUGCAACAACAUCUACAGCUCAAUCAACAACAUCAUCACCAACAAUCGCUGCACCAACAUCUACAAUUCAUUCGACAACAUCCACUACAACAUAUACAUCUGAAUCAACAACAACCACUGAACCAACAUCUACAACUACAGCAACAUCUACAGUUCCAUCAACAACACCUGCUUCGACAUCUACAUCUGAAACAACAACCCCUGCACUAACAUCUACAUUAACUACAGAAACAUAUACAGUUCCAUCAACAACAACAACAAGCCCUGCUCCAACAUCUACAUCAGCUACAGCAACAUCUACAACUCAAUCAGCAACAAUGACGUCAACAACAACAACCCCUGGCCCAACACCUACACCUCAAUCAAGACCACCUGCUCCAACAUCUACAUCUGAAUCAACAUUAAUCCCUGCACCAACAUCAGUUAACCAAACAGCUACAGCUCAGACAACCCCUGCACAAACAUCUACAUCAACUACAGAAACAUCUAAAGUUCCAUCAACAAACACAACCCCUGCACCAACAUCUACAUCAGCUACAACAUCAUCUACAGCUCAAUCAACAACAACAUCAUCAACAACCGCUGCACCAACAUCUACACCUCAGUCAACAACAUCUGCUUCAACAUCUACAUCUGAAUCAACAACAAACCCUGCACCAACAUCUACAUCUCAAUUUCUAACAGCCUCUUCACCAAUGUCUACAUCAACUACACUGACAACCACAACUCAGGCAGCAAUACCAAAAUCUACAUCCACUACAUCAACAACUCAUUCAACAACUGCAUCAACAUCCACAGCUCAACUGACAGCUGUACCAACAUCUACAUCAACUGCACCAUCUACAAUUCAAUCAAUAACAUUUACACCAACUUCUACAACUCAAACAACUACCUACAUGUUCAACAACCGCACCAACAUCUACCACUACAUCAACAACUACUGCACCAACAUCAACCACUCCAUCAACAACAACUGCACCAGUCACAACAUUAACGGCACCAACAUCUACCACUCCAUCAACAACAACUGCACCAACAUCAACCACUCCAUCAACAACAACUGCAGCAGCCAUAACAUCAAUGGCACCAACAUUUACCACUCCAUCAACAAAUACUGCACCAUCCACAACAUCAACGGCAUCAACAUCUACCACUCCAUCAACAACAACUGCACCAACAUCAACCACUCCAUCAACAACAACUGCAGCAGCCAUAACAUCAAUGGCACCAACAUUUACCACUCCAUCAACAAAUACUGCACCAUCCACAACAUCAACGGCAUCAACAUCUACCACUCCAUCAACAACAACUGCACCAACAUCAACCACUCCAUCAACAACAACUGCACCAGCCACAACAUCAACGGCACUAACAUCUACCACUCUGUUAACAACAACUGCACCAACCUCAGCAACAACUGCACCAACAUCUACCACUCCAUCAACAAUAACUGCACCAACAUCAACCACUGUGUCAACAACAACUGCAUCUACCUCAGCAACAACUGCACCAACAUCUACCACUCCAUCAACAACUACUUCACCAGCCACAACAUCAACAACAUCAAUGGCAUCAACAUCUACCACUCCAUCAACAACAACAGUACCAACAUCAACCCCUCUGUCAACAACAACUGCACCAACAUCUACCACUCCAUCAACAACAGCUGCACCAACCUCAACAUCAACUGCACCAAUAUCUUCCACUCUACCAACAACUGCUGCACCAACCUCAACAUCAACUGCACCAACAUCUACCACUCCAUCAACAACUGCUGCACCAACCUCAACAUCAACUGCACCAACAUCUACCACUCCAUCAACAACAACUGCACCAACCUCAACAUCAACUGCACCAACAUCUUCUACUCCAUCAACAACAACUGCACCAACCUCAACAUCAACUGCAGAAACAUCUACCACUCCAUCAACAACAACUGUACCAACAUUUACCACUCUGUCAACAACAACUGCACCAACCUCAACAUCAACUGCACCAACAUCUACCACUCCAUCAACAACUGCUGCACCAACCUCAACAUCAACUGCAGAACCAUCUACCACUCUACCAACAACUGCUGCACCAACCCCAACAUCAACUGCACCAACAUCUACCAAUCCAUCGACAACAACUGCACCAACCUCAGCAACAACUGCACCAACAUCCACCACUCCAUCAACAACAACUGCACCAACAUCCACCACUCUACCAACAACUGCUGCACCAACUGCACCAACAUCUACCACUCUAGUAACAACAACUGUACCAUCCUCAAUAUCAACAGCACCAACCUCAACAUUAACUGCACCAACUACCUAUCAACUACUACUAUCUACCACUCUAUCAACAAUAUCAACUGUGCCAGCAGUGACAUCAACUGGAUCAACAUCAACAGCUCAAACUACAUCAACUGCAUCAACAUUGAAAUCAACUGCAUUAACAUCUACAACUCGAACAGCAACACCAACAUUUACCUCUCAACUGACAACAACUCAACUUGUGUCUACAACUCAACCAGCAAGUCAAUCAACACCCUCAACUCCAGAAGCUGUCCUGCAAAAUGUGACAGCAGUUGCGUACAUAAGUUUCAAAAUGAGAUCCUUUGUUGAGCUGAGCAAUGAUGAAAUCGUUACAUAUAUUGAAAAGUUUUUCAAGCACACAAACAGUAGUGGGACCAUCAAGAUUACUGUGAAGAAAUUAAGAAAAUUGUUGACC